Messenger RNA from Paramecium sonneborni, 1082 nucleotides. The record is from the annotation of a GenBank genome assembly. Lineage: Eukaryota; Ciliophora; Oligohymenophorea; Peniculida; Parameciidae.
AGAAAUUGAAUAUUGGUAUAAAAAGUAAGUUAUUAAUUUAAGUGACAUUCAUGCCAACAAUAUUGGCUUCAGGAGAUGUGAGACUAUAAAAUACAAACUACUAUUAUUAAGUAUUUGACAAAUACGGACCAAGUUUGAAAUUAUGCUUUCAAUUUGCAAAUAAGAACUUUACUUUAGGGACAAUUUGUAUGAUAGGAAUAUAAAUGGUAAAAUUCCUAAAUUAUUCAUAGUUAAAUAUUUUGGAGAAGAUGCAUAAUUAAUUUAUUGUGCAUCGUAAUUUAAAACCUAAGAAAAUAUUAACAUUACCAGCCAAAAAUGAAUUUGUCUUGAUCGACUUUCAACAUUGUGUUAAAUUCAAGCAUAAGAAUGGCAAAUAUAUAGGUCAAGGAUCAAAAUUUUCUAGUUAAACAUAGUUAACGAAAUUUUCAAGUUUGAAUCAACAUUUAGGAUUGAGUAUUUAGAAGUGUUGAUUAUGAUUUAAGCUGCUUCUCCAAAAGAUGACUUAGAAUCUUUAGGAUUUAUUCUAAUGUACUUUUUAAAGAGAGGAGACAUGUUUAGAGUAAAAGAGGGGGGAUCUAAAAGUAAACAAAUGGAAGAAUAAAAGUUGCGAAUGAUUCCAGAAAAGUUUUGUAAGGAUAUGCCAAUAGAAUUUCUUUAAUAUUUUCAAUUUAUAAGAUCAACAAAUGCUUAGUAAUAUCCUUUAAGUGAUUAUGACUUUUUAAAAAAGUUAUUUAGAAAUAUACUUUAAUAACUGAAUUUGAAUGAGAAAGAAUUCUAAUAUGAUUGGGUAUAGUAAUAAUAAAAUAAUGAUUUAGUUAAAAAAAAUGAAUAUAUAAUGUUAAAAUAAUUCAUAACCAAAGGAAGAUGGAUAAACAAAGAUAGUUGUUCAUGAACCAUAGAAAUUAGAAGGAAUUUAAGAGGAAGUAUAAACAGAAUUAGAAAGAAGUUCUUUCAAAAGAGAUUGUAAUCAUAAAUAAUCAACAUUGUGUAUAAAUGAUGAAGAGGAUACACAAUUUGAAAGUGUUAGUAAUAAAAUGUUAUGCCUUCCAAAUAUGUACGAUUUGAUAAAACUAAAAAAUUGA